This is a messenger RNA of Eruca vesicaria subsp. sativa (arugula), 2343 nucleotides long. NCBI's taxonomy places the organism in Eukaryota, Viridiplantae, Streptophyta, Magnoliopsida, Brassicales, Brassicaceae. The record is from the annotation of a GenBank genome assembly.
AUGGAGACUUUGAAUCCCUGCUCCGCUAACAAGCGACGGUUCUCUUCUCCGUCAUCUAAAAGGUCUGAUGGGUCUGAUCAUGCGUUGGAUCUGGAGCUUACUUUUAGCAGAACCAUCCGCAAAAUCGGUGCGGGUUUGGAGAAUCUCGGGAAUACAUGUUUUCUUAAUUCUGUAGUGCAGUGUUUGACUUACACCGAGCCCUUAGCUGCUUACCUGCAAGAUGUUGGCCAUGAGAAACGCUGCCAUGUGGCGGGGUUUUGUGCAUUAUGUGCGAUGCAGAAGCAUGUCAGGCUUGCACUUCAAGCUAGUGGCAGAAUAGUAGCACCUAAAUAUUUGGUCUCCAACUUGCGAUGCGUAUCACGAAACUUCAGAAAUUGUCGGCAGGAAGAUGCACAUGAAUACAUGAUCAACUUGCUGGAAUGCAUGCACAGGUGUUGUCUGCCUACUGGUGUACCAACUGAAUCCUCUGAUGCUUACCGCAGCAGCUUGGUUCACAAAAUUUUUGGUGGUAGCCUCCGUAGUCAGGUGAAAUGCGCGCAAUGUUCACAUUGCUCUGACAAGUUUGAUCCAUUUCUUGACCUGAGUCUAGACAUUUCCAAGGCAGAUUCAUUACAGAGAGCUCUUUCACGUUUCACUGCUGCUGAGCUCUUAGAUGAUGGUGCAAAGAUUUACCACUGCGAAAGAUGCAAACAGAAAGUUAAGGCUGUAAAACAGCUUACUGUUUCUAAAGCACCAUAUGUUCUAACUGUACAUCUCAAACGGUUUGAAGCACAUCGAUCCGGGAAAAUCGACAAGAAAGUUGAGUUUGCCUCUGCAAUUGACAUGAAACCUUUUGUCAGUGGUCCCUAUGCAGGUGAUUUGAAGUACACUCUGUAUGGUGUUUUAGUUCAUUAUGGUCGGAGUAGCCAUUCUGGUCACUACGCCUGCUUUGUUCGCACUUCAAGUGGCAUGUGGUAUUCCCUUGAUGACAACAGGGUUAUUCAAGUAAGUGAGAAGACUGUGUUCAAUCAGAAGGCGUAUAUGCUAUUUUAUGUUCGUGAUAGACAAACUCCAUCCCCAAAGAAGACAGUUGCCGUGGUUAAAAAAGAGACUUCUAAAGAGAGCAUUGCCACAAACAGAUCUUCUUUGAAUAUAUUUUCUAAGAGUAAUGAUCAAGUGGAUGGCUCAGCAGCAGUCAUGAAAGCAUCAAGUUCAAACGCUCUUGUUGCCAAUGGUACAGUACCACCCAUGAGAUCAGGUGCUCCUGCUGUCUUGGCCCAAAAAGACUUGAAUGGUCAGAAAGAUCCCCCAAGCAGUAUAGAGGCAAAAGAGAUUCUCAAGAGGGAAAAUGGUACAGAUCGAGGUGCCCCUACUGCCUUAGCCCAAAAGAAUUUAAACGCCAAAGAUACUCAAAACGAACUUGCUAGCAGUGUGGAGGCAAAAGAGAUCCUUAAGAGGGCAAAUGGCUCGGUACCCCUGAGAUCAUGUGCUCCUGCUGUCUUGACCCAAAAGGACUUGAAUGCCAAAGAGACUCAGAAAGAUCCCCCAAGCAGUGUAGAUGCUGCAAAAGAGAUCUUUAAGAGGGAAAAUGGCUCAACACCCUUGAAACCAUGUGAUAUACGUGCUCCAGCUGUCUUAACACAGAAAGAUUUAAAUACCAAAGAGAUCCUUCGGAAGGAAGUGCCACUUCCAGAGAAACCGGCCACUUCCAUUGAGUCAGUGAAAGCAAGUUGUGAUGAGGGGACUCUCAGCACACCAAGAAAGACACGCAAGGGUAACAUGAAAACCCUGCAGGUGGUGGGGUUAAAAUCUUUUAAGCUGACCUUGUUGGGCGUACGUAAAAAGAAGAAACAGAAAAAGGGAAGAUCAAGUACCACCUUAGCUGUUAAGCUCAAGAAGGAUAAGAGAGUCAAUCACCGUAAUGGGAACAUGUUGCAGCUUGGCUCUCCUCCAGCCGUAGAGCUCAAGGAGAGAAGAAGUAAUCAAAAUGGUGCCAUUCUUGCGUCAGACCAACAGCAACCGUUGAGGAGUUCUGAAGGAAGCCAAAACGCCAAAAGAAAGAGAGGAGAGCUCUCAAAAGAAGAACAGGUGACGACCAUUCUCACACGGGGUUUGCCAGAGACAAUGGUUUCCAAAUUGGAUGAGGAAGUAGUUUCAGUUUCUAAGAUGAGAAAGAGUGAAGAGGACUCAAUAAUCGGAUAUGUAGCAGAUGAGAGGGAUGAAGAAUAUGAUAGAGGAAAGAAAAAGAAGAUAAUGAUGAAAGAGGAGAGGUCAAACACAUUCCAGUUGAUUGCAUCAAAGAAACAACAAACAGAAACAAAGAAGAAAUGGAUGAAUACUGCAAAGACAGGCUUCCGGAUAUGA